AUGACAGCUGGAACUGUUGUCAUAACUGGAGGAAUACUGGCCACAGUGAUACUCCUGUGUAUCAUAGCUGUGCUCUGUUACUGUAGACUCCAGUACUACUGCUGCAAGAAAAAUGGCUCUGACGGCGGCUCCAACUCUCUGCAACACUUUGACUGCAACACCUGCCACGUCUCCGGCCUGGAUGGGACCCUCGGCACCGCGCUGUCACUUUCGCCGCCUCCAGAGCGACGCGCGUCCCGCAAAGGCAGAAAAGCCGCGGCGGGGCGCCGCCGCUACUGCCCCACCUGCUCUCCGUACGACUCCCCCUUCUUCAUCCGCACGGGUGACGAGAUGCGCAACGGAGGCGAGCGCGUCGCUUACAUGCCCACACACUACGAGAACCAAGCGCUGGCCAUGCCGCUCCCCGCCGUGCAAGAGUCCCUGCUGAGGGAGACUCCUCCGGGCAGGGCGCCCGAUUUCUACACCAACACACGAGCCAUCAGCACGGAGGUGUGACACUGCAACUAGAAGUGCUGAACAUACUUUAACACACUUUUACGAGGCUUUUGGACAC
Molecule: messenger RNA, 553 nt
Organism: Syngnathoides biaculeatus (alligator pipefish)
Lineage: Eukaryota; Metazoa; Chordata; Actinopteri; Syngnathiformes; Syngnathidae
Product: protein FAM163A-like
Exons: 2
Coding region: 1-495 (164 amino acids)
Source: RefSeq, a predicted model, not a curated record